This is a messenger RNA of Triticum aestivum (bread wheat), 1747 nucleotides long. Its product is annotated as ribosome biogenesis protein NOP53. Lineage: Eukaryota; Viridiplantae; Streptophyta; Magnoliopsida; Poales; Poaceae. Gene Ontology annotation, cellular component: nucleolus. Gene Ontology annotation, biological process: ribosomal large subunit assembly; rRNA processing. Gene Ontology annotation, molecular function: 5S rRNA binding. Bases 137 to 1342 code for a protein of 401 amino acids. The record is from RefSeq and is a predicted model, not a curated record. The transcript has 11 exons.
AGAACACCAGCCCUCUCCAAAUAACCCAAACCCGACGAAGGCCCGAAACCCUAAUAACUUCCCAGCCUCUCCCUCCAAGACCCUUCCCGCUCCCCCGAGGCGGCGGCGCGAGCGAGCGAGCGAGCAACCGGCGGCGAUGGGCAAGGCGGCGAAGAGCUCGCGGAAAGGGAAGAAGGCGUGGCGCUCCAACAUCAGCACCGACGACAUCGACGAGUUCUACGAGAAGCAGACGCGCGACGCCCAUGCCGGCGCCGCCGCCAUCCCCUCCCUCCCCUCCGACUCGCUCUUCUUCGUCGACAAGCCCGCCUCCGCGUCCACCUCCUCCGCCGCCACCGCCUCCGACCCGGCCCCCAAAGAUGUUCCUGUCAAAAGGAAGAUUGAGAAAAACAGGGAGAAGGUCCUUCACCAUGAGAGUGUGUUGAAGCGGAACCCUUAUAUACAGACAAUCCCAUCUUCUUUGAUGUCAAAGAAGGAUAAGAAGAAGUUCAAGAAACACGCAAAGAAAAAGGAAUUGCAGGAGUCACGGGAAGAAAAAAGUGUUCCCAUGGAAGAGGAUUCAGCUGAGAAGAACCUCGACAUCUGGGGUGGAGAUGCUAAAGGGGCUGCUUUGCCCAAAAAGGGAAUGAAAAGGCUUAAGAAAAAUAAAUCUACCACAUCUGUGAUUCCUGCGGUUGAAGUUGAGCCUCAAGGAUGUUCAUUUAAUCCUCCACAUGAAGCCCAUCAAGACGCUCUUGCUCUAGCCGUUGCUGAUGAAAUGCGCAAGAUCUACACGAAAGAGUUAGGCCCCACACCAGUGCCACUUACUGUUCUUGGUCAAGCAGUAGCUGAAGAAGAUAAAUUUUUUCUUGAUGCUGCUGAUGAUGGAGAUGCUGCUGCUGGAGAUGUAGAUGCUGCAGAAGGUGAUAAAGACCAGGAUGCUGAUGCUCUAACUGGAGAGAGGAAGAAAACAAAAAGAGUUACGAGAGUGGAACUGAACAAAAGGGCUCGUCGUAAAGAGAGGUUAAGGACAGAAGCAGAUGCGAAGAAACUGGAAGUUUUUUCAAAGCAAAUAGACAGCUUGCCAAAUAUAUUAGAGGAGAUAGCAAAAGAGGACAAGGAAAAGGAGGAAAAGCGCAUAAGGCUAACUGUGGCUAAGCAGGAAAGACUCAAGUCAGCCCCACGUCGUCUGGGUAGACACAAGUUUGAACCUGCUCCCGUUCAAGUUCUGUUGACAGAGGAGAUUAGUGGCUCGCUUAGAAAGCUGAAGGGGUGCUGCAAUCUAGCGAGGGAUCGCUAUAAGAGCAUUGAAAAACGUGGCAUGCUUGCACCAAAUAAGAAAUUAAGCAAGCGCCCUCGCCGCUAAAUGUGUGGUGUAUGUUCCAACACGGUGAGGAACAUGAGCAAUCUCACUGGGAGUUGAAAAUAACUUGAAUUGACGGGGGAGACCAGUGCUGACAAGGCUAUGGAAAAUAUAGUUCUACAAUUUGCCUUGUUAGUAUUGCUGAGGGGGUUAAAAGAGUCGCAUCGCUUGAAUUUUAGUUUGUCGCUCCCUCUCAUGUCUGGCCUGAAAACGGCCUUCGUCGGGCAGGUUUCGUAUAUCAGACUUCUUACCAUCUUUGUAUCGACUGUAAUAGAUAAUUAUGUUCUCAGCGACAGUAUGAUCUCCUUCAUCGCUAUGAAGACUGCGUUUCAGCUGUAAAAGAACAUUGCAUUGCCAACUGCUCUUUGUUCAUCACAAAAGAUUUAAGUGACGUUGGUGAUACAAUAA